This is a messenger RNA of Corythoichthys intestinalis (scribbled pipefish), 8874 nucleotides long. RefSeq names its product filamin-C-like. The transcript is spliced from 47 exons. Gene Ontology annotation, molecular function: actin filament binding. Lineage: Eukaryota; Metazoa; Chordata; Actinopteri; Syngnathiformes; Syngnathidae. Bases 222 to 8450 code for a protein of 2742 amino acids. Gene Ontology annotation, biological process: actin cytoskeleton organization. The record is from RefSeq and is a predicted model, not a curated record.
GAGAGACUAGCCGGGGCCGCACGCCAGCUCCAGGGGCCACACUGCACAGUACAAGGAGCAACUUUAGCACAACUGUGCCAAUUGAAUCCAGGAGGAGGUGGAAUUUGGACAUCUAUCACAGGUCUUGACAACCCUGUUCUCUUCAAGAGUUGACUUAUCCCAGUGCACACUUUGCCAUUGACGCACUGAACUUGUGGUGAAGAAAUCCAACCAGGACCGCCAUGAUGAGCAACAACUACAGCGAGGAGCCACAGUACUACCAGGCCGCCGACUUUGUCGGGGAGGAGGACGAUGAGAUGCCAGCAACAGAGAAGGAUCUGGCCGAGGACGCGCCAUGGAAGAAGAUCCAGCAGAACACGUUCACCCGGUGGUGCAACGAGCACCUGAAGUGUGUCAACAAGACCAUCGGUGACCUGCAGCGUGACUUCAGUGAUGGCCUGAAGCUCAUCUGGCUUCUGGAGGUGCUUAGCCAGAAGAAAAUGUACAGAAAGUACCACAGCAGGCCUAACUUUCGCCAAAUGAAGCUGGAGAAUGUCUCCGUAGCACUGGAGUUCCUGGACCGGGAGCACAUCAAACUGGUGUCUAUUGAUAGCAAAGCCAUCGUUGAUGGGAAUCUAAAGCUUAUCCUGGGUCUUAUCUGGACUCUCAUCCUGCACUACUCUAUAUCUAUGCCAAUGUGGGAUGACGAGGACGAUGAGGAGACAAAGAAGAUGACGCCCAAACAGCGUCUGCUUGGCUGGAUCCAGAACAAAGUGCCUCAGCUGCCAAUCAACAACUUCAACCGCGACUGGAGGGAUGGCAAAGCCCUUGGAGCUUUGGUGGAUAAUUGCGCUCCAGGUUUGUGUCCUGAUUGGGCCGAGUGGGACCCCAACCAGCCUGUGGAAAAUGCAAGAGAAGCCAUGCAGCAGGCGGAUGAUUGGCUUGGUGUGCCUCAGGUUAUUGCACCUGAAGAGAUAGUGGAUCCAGAUGUAGAUGAGCACUCUGUGAUGACCUACCUGUCACAGUUCCCCAAAGCCAAGCUGAAGCCAGGAGCCCCUCUCAAACCCAAACAGCUAUUCCCUCACAAGGCCAAAGCCUAUGGACCAGGUAUUGAGCCUCAUGGUAACAAGGUGCUUCACCCUGCUGUUUUCACUGUGGAUACUAUUGAAGCGGGCAGUGGUGAGGUCCUAGUCUAUGUGGAGGAUCCCGAGGGACACAAAGAAGAGGCCAAGGUGAAACCUAACAAAGACAAAAACCGAACCUACACAGUCACUUAUAUUCCUAAAGUUGAAGGUCUUCACAAGGUUAAGGUGUUAUUUGCUGGCCAGGACAUUGACAAGAGCCCCUAUUCAGUGAAUGUGGCAAAGGACAUGGGUGACCCCAGUAAAGUGCAUGCCAGGGGACCCGGUCUAGAACGCACAGGCAACAUAGCCAACAAACCCACUUAUUUUGACAUCUUCACAGCCGGUGCUGGCAAUGGCGACAUCAGCGUGGUCAUUGUUGAUCCACAGGGUAAAAAUGACACAGUGGAAAUCAUUCUGGAAAACAAAGGCGACAGUGUGUUCCGAUGUACCUAUCGCCCUGUGAUUGAGGGUCCUCAUGCCAUCCAUGUGCUGUUUGGCGGCCAAGAGAUCCCAAAGAGCCCAUUCCCUGUCAACAUCGCAGAAGCACCUCCUGUUGCUCCUCCCAUGGGGGCGCCAUUGCAGAUAAUCCCUCAGUCAGUGCUCACUCCUCCUGGAACUAAAGGGCCCCCACCUAAAAAACCUGUUCGGCCAACCAUCAAUCCAAACGCCUGCAGAGCUACCGGCAGAGGCCUUCAGCCUAAGGGUGUGAGAGUAAAGGAGGUUGCAGACUUCAAAGUUUUCACCAAGGGAGCUGGCAGUGGAACAUUGAACGUCUCGGUCAAAGGGCCCACUGGGGUGCAGGAACAAGUGAAAGUGCGAGAUACAGGAAAUGGAGUGUAUGAGUGCGAGUAUUACCCCCUCAAACCGGGUAAAUAUACAGUCAGCAUAAUGUGGGGAAAUCAGCCCAUCCCUCGCAGUCCAUUUGAAGUAGAGGUAGGACCGGAGGCAGGUUUCCAGAAGGUGAGGGCUUGGGGUCCUGGUCUGAAGACAGGGAUGGUGGGAAAAUCUGCUGACUUUGUGGUUGAGGCCAUCGGCACAGAUGUUGGGACUCUGGGCUUCUCCAUCGAAGGACCCUCUCAGGCUAAGAUCGAGUGUGACGACAAGGGUGAUGGCUCCUGCGAUGUCCGCUACUGGCCCACUGAACCUGGCGACUACGCUGUCCAUGUAAUUUGUGAUGACGAGGACAUCAAGGACAGCCCCUUCAUGGCCCAUAUCCUCCCUGCUGCCAAUGACACCUUCCCAGAGAAGGUGAAAGCCUUUGGGCCGGGCCUGCAGCCAAAUGGCGUUACUGUAAACAAGCCAACUGAAUUUACUAUUGAUGCACGCAUGGCUGGGAAGGGUCCACUCUCCAUCUAUGCCCAGGAUGCCGAAGGCUGCACAAUCAACAUCAAAGUCAAUGACAAAGGCGAUGGAACAUAUCUGUGCACUUAUACUCCCACCAAGCCUAUUAAACACACCAUCAUCAUCGCCUGGAGUGGUGUAAAUGUGCCCAACAGCCCCUUUAGGGUGCAGGUCGGAGAGGGUUGUCAUCCAGACAGGGUCAAGGUCUAUGGGCCCGGAGUGGAGAAGACGGGCCUCAAGGCUAAUGAGCCAACAUACUUCACUGUGGACUGCAGUGAGGCUGGUCAAGGUGACAUCAGCAUAGGAAUCAAGUGUGCCCCAGGGGUGGUUGGCCCUGCCGAGGCAGACAUCGACUUUGACAUCAUCAAGAAUGACAAUGACACCUUUACUGUCAAGUACACUCCCCCGGGAGCAGGUCGCUACACCAUCAUGGUGCUCUUUGCUGACCAGGAAAUUCCCAUCAGUCCAUUCAAAGUCAAAGUUGAUCCCUCUCAUGAUGCUGGAAAGGUGAGGGCAGAAGGCCCUGGACUCAACAAGACAGGAGUGGAGGUGGGCACGCCAACCCACUUUACAAUCUAUACAAAAGGAGCAGGCAAAGCCAAGCCAGAAGUGCGCUUCGCAGCCUCAGGCCCAGGAGAGGUCGUCCGUGACUUUGAGAUAAUCGAUAACCAUGAUUACUCCUACACAGUCAAAUACACCGCUCUUCAACAGGGCAACAUGGCAAUCACGGUCACUCAUGGAGGGGAUCCCAUCCCCAAAAGCCCCUUCCAUAUCACAGUGGCUCCGCAGCUGAACAUUGGAAAAGUCAAAGUUGAGGGUUUAGACACCAAAGUGGAAGUGGGACGGGACCAAGAAUUCACAGUGAACACAAAGGGUGCCGGCGGGCAGGGCAAUGUAGGCGUGAAGAUGACCUCACCCACCGGCCGACCAAUUCCGUGCAAGCUGGAAUCGGACAAAGCCAAAGGCAUUCACAAUGUGAAGUACAUCCCCCCGGAGGAGGGGCAAUACAAGGUGGAUGUCAGCUAUGAUGGAAACCCCGUCAUGGGAAGCCCCUUUGGGUUGGAAGCUGUGAUGCCUGCUGAUCCCUCAAAGGUCCGAGCAUUUGGCCCUGGACUUCAGGGCGGUAUUGUAGGCAAACCGGCUCCAUUCACUAUCGACACAAAGGGAGCGGGAGCAGGUGGACUAGGCCUGACAGUGGAGGGUCCUUGUGAGGCCAAAAUUGAGUGCCAAGACAAUGGCGACGGAACAUGCUCAGUAGCCUACUUGCCCACCGAAGCUGGAGAGUACAACAUCAACAUUCUGUUCGCGGAGCAGCACAUCCCGGGCUCUCCUUUCAAGGCAGCAGUGCGACCAGCCUUUGAUCCCAGCAAGGUCACGGCCAGUGGUCCAGGCUUGGAAAGGGCCAAGGCGGGUGAGUCGGCCACCUUCACCGUGGACUGCACACGGGCUGGCGAUGCCGAGCUUAGCAUCGAAAUUAUCUCGGACACCGGGGCGAAGGCUGAAGUGCACAUCCAGAAAACGGCAGAGGGAACGUUCUCCGUCACAUACAUCCCACCGUUCCAUGGCGCGCACACCAUUACCAUCAAAUAUGGGGGUCAUAUGAUCCCCCACUUCCCCAAGGUUCUGCAAGUGGACCCCUCUGUGGACACCAGUGGGGUGCACGUCUACGGGCCUGGAGUAGAGCCUCGAGGAGUCCUUAGAGAAGUCACUACCCAUUUUAUUGUGGACGCCCGGGCUCUAAACAAGGUUGGAGGAAAUCACGUGAAGGCUCGCAUUGUUAACCCCUCGGGCACCACCACAGAAGGCUACAUCACCGACAAAGGUGACGGCACCUAUAGAGUGGAGUACACGCCCUUUGAAGAUGGCAUGCAUCUGAUCGAGGUACUUUAUGAUGACGUACCUGUACCCAAGAGUCCCUUCAGAGUGUCAGUAAUGGAAGGAUGCGAUCCCACCCGGGUGAGGGCCUAUGGACCUGGUCUGGAGGGAGGAAUAACCAACAAGCCAAACUGCUUUACUGUGGAGACCAGGGGUGCUGGAACUGGAGGCUUGGGCCUGACCAUUGAGGGAGCUUCUGAGGCCAAAAUAUCAUGUAAAGACAAUAAAGAUGGAAGCUGCAGUGUGGAGUAUGUCCCCUUCACUCCUGGCGACUAUGACGUCAACAUCAAUUAUGGCGGCCACCCCAUCCCCGGUAGUCCCUUCAAGGUGCCAGUCAAGGACCCCGUUGACCCCAGCAAAGUCAAGUGCUCCGGUCCUGGCCUGGGUUCAGGAGUGAGAGCGCACAUCCCUCAAACGUUCACUGUGGACUGCACUCAGGCCGGACAAGCUGCAUUGGAUGUCAAACUCUUUGGGCCAACAGGUACCAUGGAGCCAGUGGGAGUUAAAAACAAUGGUGAUGGAACCCACACGGUUCACUACACCCCAGCUCAAGAUGGACCGUACACUGUGGCAGUCAAAUAUGCAGACCAGGAGGUCCCACAUAGCCCAUUCAAAGUGAUGUCUCAGCCUGGGCACGACGCCAGUAAGGUGCGAGCCAGCGGGCCGGGUCUGGACAGCAAAGGCGUGUCAGCCAGCCUCCCUGUGGAGUUCACCAUUGAUGCUCGCGAUGCCGGCGAGGGGCUGCUCACUGUGCAAAUUCUGGACCCUGAGGGCAAGCCAAAGAAUGCAAGCAUCCAGGACAACAGAGAUGGCACUUACACCGUGUCCUAUGUACCUGACUCUAUCGGCCCGUACACCAUCACCAUCAAAUAUGGAGGCGAUGAGAUUCCGUACUCCCCCUACCGGAUUCAGUCGAAUCCUACAGGAGAUGCCAGCAAGUGUCGGGUCACAGUGUCCAUAGGAGGACAUGGUGUAUCGGGUCUUCAAAAGCUGCAGACCUCAGAGGAUACUGUGAUCACGGUGGACGCGAAAGCUGCUGGUAAGGGCAAGGUGACGUGUAAGGUGUUAACGCCACAAGGGAUGGAGCUGGACAUGGAUGUGGUGGAGAAUCACGACGGGACGUUUGACAUUUACUACACGGCUCCCGAACCUGGCAAAUACGUGAUCACCAUUCGAUUCGGAGGGCAGAACAUCCCCAAGAGCCCCUUUCAUGUGGUGGCCUCAAAUGAACCUGUUGCUCCUCGUGACACUGUGGAUCCACUCUUCAGACCGGUCAACUUCCUUGUGCCUUUCACACCGCAGCAAGGAGAAAUAUCAGGCGAGGUCCGAAUGCCUUCAGGCAAAACGGCAAGGCCACAUAUCACAGAUAAUAAAGAUGGCACCAUCACCAUCAAGUACCAACCAACUGAGAAAGGCCUACAUGAGAUGGACAUCAAAUAUGAUGGCAACCACAUUCCAGGAAGCCCUCUACAGUUCUUUGUGGAUGCUGUGAACAGUGGAGUGGUGUCAGCCUAUGGUCCGGGCUUAAGUUAUGGCAUGGUCAACAAAGCUGCCACCUUUACUGUGGUCACCAAGAAUGCAGGAGAAGGUGGUCUCUCCCUGGCUGUGGAGGGCCCAUCUAAGGCAGAGAUCACCUGCAAGGACAACAAAGACGGCACCUGCACUGUGUCCUACCUGCCCACAGCACCCGGAGACUACAACAUCAUUGUCAAAUUUGACAACAAGCACAUUCCUGGCAGCCCCUUUGUUGCCAAGAUCACCGGGGAUGACACCAUUACCAGAACGUCCCAGCUGAACGUGGGUACUGCCGCUGAUGUGUCGCUCAAGAUCGCUGAAACAGACCUGAGCUCUCUCAGUGCCAGCAUCAGAGCGCCCUCAGGCAAUGAAGAACCCUGCCUGCUCAAGAGGUUGCCCAACAGACACCUUGGUAUCUCAUUUACCCCUAAAGAAGUAGGCGAACACGAAGUCAGUGUGAGGAAGAACGGCGUACAUGUGGCCAAUAGCCCUUUCAAGAUCAUGGUCGGGCAAUCAGAGAUCGGAGAGGCCAGCCGGGUUAAAGCUUUCGGCAAGGGCCUUGUGGAGGCACACACAUUUGAGAUGGCCGAAUUCUUUGUUGAUACCAGGAAUGCCGGUUAUGGUGGGCUGGCACUCUCCAUUGAGGGUCCUAGCAAAGUGGAUAUCAACUGCGAGGAUAUGGAGGACGGAACCUGCAGAGUUACCUAUUGUCCCACAGAACCUGGAAAUUACACCGUAAACAUCAAAUUUGCUGAGAAACACAUCCCAGGAAGUCCGUUCACAGUGAAGGUGACUGGUGAGGGAAGGAUGAAGGAGAGCAUAACCAGAAAGAGGCAGGCGUCUUCUAUUGCUUCGGUGGGAAGCACAUGUGGACUCAACCUGAAGAUUCCAGGAAACUGGUUCCAGAUGGUGUCUGCCCAGGAGAGGCUGACCCGGUCAUUUACCCGCAGCAGCCAUACUUAUACACGCACUGAGCGCACUGAGAUCAGCAAAACCCGUGGAGGCGAAACUAAGCGGGAGGUCCGGGUUGAGGAGAGCACCCAGGUGGGCGGAGGUGGAAGCCCUUUCAGAGACGUCUUCGGAGAUUUCCUGGGCCGGGAGAGCCUUAGCAGCUUUGCUGGCAUAACUGCGAGACCUGAAUCAGCUGAGACGGGCUCGCAAGCCAUGACGGCUCAGGUGACCAGCCCUGGAGGGAAGACAGUGGAUGCAGACAUCGUGGAUGGAGGAAACAGCACCUACAGUGUACGAUUUAUCCCCCACGAGAUGGGACCGCACACUGUAAACGUCAAGUACAGAGGCCAGCAUGUUCCUGGGAGUCCCUUCCAGUUUACCGUGGGGCCCAUGGGGGAGGGUGGUGCACACAAGGUCCGUGCAGGAGGUCCUGGUCUGGAGAGAGGCGUGGCUUCAGCUCCUUCUGAAUUUAGCAUCUGGACCAGAGAAGCCGGCGCCGGUGGGCUGUCCAUUGCUGUAGAGGGGCCGAGCAAGGCGGAAAUUUCCUUUGAGGACAGAAAGGACGGUUCCUGCGGCGUCUCCUACAUUGUUAAGGAACCCGGUGACUACGAGGUGUCAAUUAAGUUCAACAACGAGCACAUCCCUGACAGCCCAUUCAUCGUUCCCAUCGCAACACUGUCAGACGAAGCCCGCAGGCUCACGUUCACAAGCCUGCAGGACAAGGAUUUGAAGGUAAACCAAGAAGCAUCGUUUAUGGUGCAGCGCAACGGGACUCGCGGUGUAGUAGAUGCCAAAGUCCACACCCCUUCUGGUUGUUCCGAGGAGUGUUAUGUCACCGAGUUGGAUGGUGACAAGACCGCCGUGCGCUUCAUUCCGCGGGAGAACGGUGUUCACUCUAUAGACGUCAAGUUCAAUGGCUGCCACAUCCCUGGAAGCCCUUUCAACGUGCGAGUGGGUGACCCGGGACUGAUAGGAGAUCCAGGCAUGGUUACAGCGCAUGGCCCAGGACUUCUUGGUGGAAACACAGGUGUGCCCUCUGAGUUUGUGGUCAACACGUGUAAUGCUGGGCCGGGGACAUUGUCGGUGAACAUAGACGGGCCUUCCAAAGUCAAGAUGGACUGUUGUGAGUGUCCAGAAGGCUACAAAGUCACCUAUAUUCCCAUGGCUCCUGGCAAUUAUCUCAUCACCAUCAAAUAUGGCGGGCCACAGCACAUAGUUGGAAGUCCCUUCAAAGCUAAAGUUACAGGCGCCAGACUGUCGGGUGGCCACAGCCUCCACGAGACGUCAUCCGUCCUAGUGGAAACGGUCACCAAAUCGUCCAAAGUGGGCGGCGGAGGCUUUAGCUCCUCCUCAUCCACCACGGCCGCGUCGUCCAAGCUGACCUCGGACGCAAGCAAGGUGGUCUGCCGUGGAAUGGGCUUGACCAAGGCCAUGGUGGGACAGAAAAACAAUUUCACAGUCGACUGCGGCAAAGCAGGCAGCAAUAUGCUUAUGGUGGGUGUGCAUGGACCGCAUGCUCCGUGUGAAGAGGUAUAUGUGAAGCACAUGGGCAACAAGCUCUACAACGUCACCUACACGAUCAAGGACAAGGGUAGCUAUACCGUCAUUGUCAAAUGGGGUGACGACAACAUCCCGGGGAGCCCGUACAAAGUGUCGACGCCGUAAAAUCAAAGCGCUUCCCACCAAUUCUCUUUAUCAGCAUCAGCCACCUCUACCUACUCCUCACCACUGUCAUUUUGGUGGCUCCCACUUUGGACUGAUAACAAUUAACUGCACUAAAGCUUAAGGAGGGUUCAGUGAGGAACGUGUGUGUGUGUGUGUGUGUGCCAAAUUGUGUGUUCAAUCCAAGACACUGAAAUUACAAAGAAGCAUAAGCACGUCAAAGCAACAAAGUGUGGUUUACGAUUGUGAGUUCCCUUUCUUCCUUUGCUAAUUUGCUAAAGUGUUAUAAUGUAUGUGAAUGUUAAUAGCCAAUGUACUCCACCAUAAUAAAGUGUGGCAUACUUUGGUUUUUGUAUGAUUUAAGAAAGGAACGAUUGCCUUUUUUUUUGUUAUAUUAACCUAUUUUUGCAGACCUAAUAAAGAUUUC